Molecule: messenger RNA, 3799 nt
Organism: Seminavis robusta
Lineage: Eukaryota; Bacillariophyta; Bacillariophyceae; Naviculales; Naviculaceae
Source: the annotation of a GenBank genome assembly
UUCUUUGUUUGUUUGUUGCAUCUCAUCAGGAUCAAAAAAUAAGUACAGCCGUACCAGGUCGUACCAGUGCUACCCUCUACUUCUUCAGGUACAUUGUUGUAGUAGUUGCUGUGGUUCCACGAUACGAGUAGUGCAUUGUCCUGUCGUUCUACUUGCUUUGGUCACACAAAGAGAGAGUUCGAGACGGAGGGAGUAUUUGAGUUUUAACCAUGACCAAAUGGACGAGGUUGACGGCAGCCACUGCAUGGAGGGUUCCUCGCAAUAAGAAACUUCUUGGCAACGCCAUUGUCCGGUGGUACCAUCCCAAGACUCUGUCAAAAACUGCCAAUCUUUCUAUUACCGGUGGAGCUCUUUCCACCUGGACGGGAAAGUCAUCAGCGGCCUUUUCGUCGUUUGCACCCAUCGAUGAAGGUGCCGGACAGCCUGGACUGGGAGGCGUCCACGACGUGGGAGGGUUGCAAGCGUUAAUGGGCGAAACAAUCGACUUGAGCGAUCCCACCUUGACGGACUGGGAGCAGGAAACUCAUGCCUUGUUGAUUGUGCUCAUUCAAAAUGGCUAUUUUGUCACGGACGAGUUGCGACGCCACAUUGAAAGCAUGUCGGCGCCGCAUUACAUUGCACGAUCCUACUAUUGCAAAUGGUCCACCGCCAUGGCAUUGGGAUUGAUUGAACGAGGCGUGAUAUCCUACAGUGAACUGGAUGACGAACUGCUAGCAGGUCAAUCUUUGGAUGACUCUACUGCAUCUGACAAUCCGGCAUUUUCCAUUGGACAGCGCGUCAGAGUCAAACCAGAACAAUCCAUGGCCCGAUGGCGAAAACCACAUUUGAGAAGUCCCGGUUACAUCUUUGGAGUAGCGGGAGUGGUGGACUCGUACGAAGGCAGGUUCGCAGAUCCGUCCUACAAAGCGUUCCAAAGUAUGAUUUUGGUCAACAACGACAACGAGGACAGCAAGGUCGAACGCAAGGACCACUUGUACCGUGUGAAGUUUCGUCAACAAGAUGUCUGGCCAGAGGGACAAGGAUUGAAUAGCAACACCCACUCGGAUGAUAGUAUGGAAGAGUCUGACACCGUCACGGUGGAAAUAUACGAAAAUUGGCUCUGCGAAAGUUCCCAGGAUGACAAGGUAACGAAUUGGGAGAUGGAUCCUACCAAUGCUCUUCAUGACAGCCAUUCCCCCAGCAGUGACCAUCAUCACCAUCACCACCACAAUCACGAUCACGAUCAUGACCACGAGCAUCUACCCCGUGCCGAAUUGGAACAACAGGCCGUCGACUUGGAAGCUCGCAUCAUGUGCAGCAGUGCUGGUACCGGUACUGGUGGUAUUGAUCAAAAAAAUAAUAAUGACAGCUCGGAAGCUGUCGUCGGAGAUCGCUUAUCGGCUGCAUUGAUUGCCCUGCUGUCCAAGCCAGAACGCUUGGGUCCCAAUCUACAAACAGAUCUUCGGAAGCUCAUUGAUGCCAUGGAAUCUCUGCGGUUGCGAGGUGAUGGAACGACGUUGGUGGUCAAGGCUUGGAUGGAUUCGGACUUUGAAGCAAGGCUGCUAGAAGAUGCGGCGGCGGCUGCCAUGGAAUUCAACAUCCAAACCAUCAACGCCACAGCGCCCACCAAACUCAAAGUCGUAAAGUCGGAAUUGCCGUCUGCGACCCAGCCAGGAGUGCACAAUCUCAUCACUUGCACAUUGUGUAGUUGCUAUCCGCUGUCGUUGUUGGGGCUGUCUCCGAAAUGGUACAAAUCGAGAUCCUUCCGGGCACGGGCCGUGCGAGAACCUAGAGCCAUGCUGCAGGAUUCCUUUGGGUUGGAGUUGCCUCCAGACCAAUGGAAGAUUCGGGUUCAUGACAGUACUGCCGAUCUUCGAUACCUUGUCUUACCACCUCGACCACCAGGCACAGAGGAUUGGACAGAAGAAGAAUUGAGACAGUUGGUGACUCGAGAUACCAUGAUUGGGGUAGCUUUGCCACAAGGAAUCAUCUCUUGAGAGAGAGAGAUGGUAUCUGCAUUGAAUUUGAACGCAGCAAAUAAGCAAUUCAUAGAAUCCAGCAGUCUACUGGCGCUAUUAGUGCUGGUAGGCCACAUCCCACGGAAAAAUUUAGCCUGUUUAGAUAGGUUGAAGAAGCUGCAAACAAGCUGGUACUUGCUGGCUGCGUUUCCGGUCUGGUAGAUUCACAAUAUCCCAGCCGCUCAACUUGGCCAAGCAGCCAGCUAGCGGCUGACAGUACAGGGUAUGAGUAACUGGCGAGCUUGACAUCUUCUACAGCCAGCCACCCCAGUUUCGUGUACCUUGUGUUCAAAGAAGCUAGGAAGAGUGCAUGCAUGGUGAGUUUGAACCUGCCCCCCAGAUUCAUUUACCUUGUGGACAAUGGUUCAUUGCAGCUUCAACGGUUGCUUAAAGCUCCUCAUUUACCGACAUGGUACAAUUCAUCCUACGAUAAAACUGCGAUGUGGUUCUUACUUACUUCCUAUAGUCAUCUUUCUAACGUUUAUUAUGUUCAAAACUAGGUACGGUACAGACUCAAGCGCACAACUUGUUCAAUCAAAUCCAUAUCUUCGCAACGUCCCACAAUCAUUUGGACCAUCUCAUCUUGACAGUGCUGGUAGUGAUCCCGAAUGCGCUGUUCCAUUCCAAUCCAUCCAUCCCGGAAUUCUCCUUCCAUGUCAAAUUCAUUGCGCUUGGAAAAGCACUUGGGCAGUACGACCAUGGCGAGAUGACAGUAAAACGCGUCCUCGACUUGAUGAAAGACGGCCAGUCGGCUGUGGUAUUUGCGGGUCACCCUGUGGGUGAUUUGCAACUUGGCAUUGUCCUGUACCAGCUGCAUCUUGCGCGCCGUCAGCAAUUGACAGUUUCGUCGGAGUGCCUUGUUGGAUCGACGUAGUUGCUCAAACUCCUUUUGUUGCUUGGCGGCAACGAGGCUCUGUCGGCGAUCGGUACCCGCCAAGGGUACAUGGAGCUUGUCGGUUUGUUUCUUGAGAAAGCGUUCCUGUGCGGCCUGUUUCUUAUCUUCAAUUGCCGCUAGUUGAUUGACUUCCAACUCUUGCACUUGGUUCAGCUUGGAUUGCAGGGCUUCUACUUGCUUUCGCAGUGCUAGGAUUUCUGGGUCGUCUUCCAAGUAAUCAUCGUCAUUGUGGGGUUUGACUACUCUUUUGGCUGGUGGAGAUUGUGGCUGUUUCUUGGUUGGCUUGGUGGUCUUUUGAGCCUUUGGUUGGGGUUUCUUCUUGGGUUGGGGUUGUGUUUUUGGGAGAGUUCGCGGUGACUUGAUUGCUGAUGGUGGUUCGUUUUCAUCUUCUUUGGUGGAAAACUCCCGAAUCUCUACUGGCCCAAAGCUCACCCGUCGAUUGCCUCGGCAAGAUAACACUUUGGGGUAUUGUCCGGAUACCUCGUCGUCCAAGGGUAUUUCUUCAAAGGCUUCUUCCCGGUGUUGCUUCAAGUGCAUCCAGGAUGGUGACUCCUCGGCCAUGCUACCCCUGCGAAAGGGACUCAUGGCAUCCACCAGAGUCAUGCGUCGCAAUGCCGGUGUCUUGAGAAUCUGGUCAUCAUCUUCUUGCUGCUUUUGUUGCCGGAGAUGAAGAUGAUAGAUGGUAUCUGAGGCUCGUCGAUCUGGGUUAAAACGGGAUGGACUCGUGCUCUUGUUGCCCAAGAUAUCCUUGUCAUAACCGCACUGGCGGUUCUUCUGAAUGGUAUUCUCGUAGGUAGAUACCACGGGAGCAAUGGAGGGGCGGCGGUUCGUCAUGGUAACAGUCGAAGUUGUAGUCAUCCUAUCUACUAGACUAACCAGGGGUAUUUGAGACGAGGCAAACUAACUA